AUGACGACAAUAACGACCACCGAGCCCGAACACCCCCCUCGACAGGAGCACGAAGGUGGACAUAAGACGAGCCGCACCAAAAGGUCACGAUGGGCCACGCGGAAGUUGACUGUCAAGAGCAGCAAUCUGAAGCGCUUAUCGCUACUCGGCCGCGCAAAUGGCAAGAACGCGUCUGCCGAGAAGAAAAGAGCCUCGGGAGGCACCGAAUCGUUGCGAAACAAUGACGCUGCCGAGACCGAGUCUGUCAACAGCGAGGCAGCGCCGCCGAGGACGCUCUACUUCAACCAGCCGCUCCCUGAUGAUUUGAAGGAUGAACAUGGAGAUCCCAUAACCCACUUCACCCGCAACAAGAUUCGGACAGCCAAGUACACCCCCUUAUCCUUCAUUCCCAAGAAUAUUUGGUUCCAGUUCCACAACAUUGCCAACAUCUUCUUCCUGUUUCUUGUCAUCCUGGUCAUUUUUCCCAUUUUCGGAGGAGUCAACCCGGGGUUGAACGCCGUUCCGUUGAUAUUCAUCAUCACGGUCACGGCCAUCAAGGACGCCAUUGAGGACUGGAGGAGAACAACAUCCGACAAGCAGUUGAAUAACUCCCCCGUGUAUCGUCUCUGUGGCUGGAAUAAUGUCAACGUCAAGGAAGACAACGUCUCCGGCUGGAGAAAGUUCAAGAAAGCGACGACCCGGCUCAUGGUCAAGACCUGGGCUUCUAUGGAGAAGCUGUGGAAAAAGGAUCACAAGGGACAAGACGGCUCGGACUUCAACGGCAUUGAUCCGCGCAUAUCCAUCGAGACCAGGGCCCACCGCGAAUCGGUCGUGUCGCCGCGCAGUGAACGCACGUCCUUCAUGUCGGCGCGGGAAGAGAUACAGAUGACUCCUGUUCCCUCGCCCCGCCCGACAGCAGACCAGCUCCAGGUCCAGAGCCAGGAACGCCCGGUUUCCGCCUUCUCUUUCCAAGGCAACGAGGUCGACCUGAGACAGAUCAAACCAGAUAUGAUCAACCACGACAUCCACCCCGAGGGCAAGGCUCGAUUCCACAGGAGCGCUUGGAAGGACAUCCAGGUCGGCGACUUCGUCCGUAUCUACAACGACGAGGAGCUUCCUGCAGAUGUCAUCAUUCUUUCCACCUCGGACCCAGAAGGCGCUUGCUAUAUCGAGACCAAGAACCUGGACGGCGAAACGAACCUCAAGUUCCGCACCAGUCUCCGCUGUGGCCGAAAUCUGAAGCAUGCCAGGGAUUGCGAAAGGGCUCAGUUCUUGAUCGAGAGCGAGCCGCCACAGCCAAAUCUCUACAAGUACAAUGGUGCGAUCAAGUGGGAACAGAAGGUGCCGAAUACCGACAGCGGCAUCCCUCGCGAAAUGACUGAGCCCAUCACCAUUGACAACGUGCUGCUGCGUGGUUGUAACCUGCGCAAUACCGAGUGGGCUCUUGGCAUUGUCAUAUUCACCGGCCACGACACAAAGAUCAUGAUGAACGCUGGCAUCACACCUAGCAAGCGCGCUAGGAUCGCCAGAGAACUGAACUACAACGUUUUCUGGAACUUUGGUAUCCUUAUCAUCAUGUGCGUCCUUGCUGGCGUCGUUAAUGGGGUUGCCUGGGCAAAGACCGACUCCUCUCUGCAUUACUUCAAUCUCGAACCAGAUGGAGGUACACCGCCCGUCGCCGGUUUCGUGACCUUCUGGGCUGCCAUCAUCUACUUCCAGAACUUGGUUCCCAUUUCUCUCUACAUCACCCUUGAGAUCGUGCGGACGCUGCAAGCAGUCUUUAUUUACAGUGACGUCGAAAUGUAUGACGAGACUAUUGAGCAGUCAUGCAUUCCGAAGGCGUGGAAUAUUUCGGAUGAUUUGGGUCAGAUCGAGUACAUCUUCUCGGACAAGACAGGCACUCUGACGCAAAACGUGAUGGAGUUCAAGAAGGCCACCGUCAACGGUCAGCCCUAUGGAGAAGCAUACACCGAAGCACAGGCUGGCAUGCAAAAGCGGCUUGGAAUCGAUGUGGAGAAGGAGGCAGAGAAGGCCAGAGUAGAAAUCGCAGCCGCCAAGAUCCGCACUAUCCAGGGCCUGCGUCACAUGCACGACAACCCCUACCUCCACGACGAUGAGCUGACUUUCAUCGCACCCGAUUUCGUCGACGACCUCGCCGGCUUGCAUGGGCCGGAGCAGCAAGAAGCCAACGAGCGUUUCAUGCUGGCACUCGCUCUUUGCCACACCGUUCUGACCGAGAAGGAACCCGGCGACCCCCCGAAGAUCAUUUUCAAAGCGCAAUCUCCCGACGAGGCCGCUCUGGUGGCCACCGCUAGAGACAUGGGUUUCACCGUCCUCGGCAACACCCAAGACGGUAUUCGGCUCAAUGUCAAGGGUGAGGAAAGACACUACCCCAUCCUGAAUACGAUCGAGUUCAACUCGACCCGGAAGCGUAUGAGCGCAAUUGUCAAGAUGCCAGAUGGCCAAAUUGUUCUCUUCUGCAAGGGUGCCGAUAGCAUUAUCUACUCUCGGCUCAGGCGAGGCGAGCAGGCAGAGCUGCGAAAGACGACAGCCGAGCACCUCGAGAUGUUUGCCCGAGAGGGAUUGCGAACCCUUUGCAUCGCUCAGCGAGUUCUGGGCGAGGAGGAAUACAACAAUUGGCGCAAGAUCCAUGACGCCGCGGCGACAGCCUUGGAAGAGCGAGAGGAGAAGAUGGAGGCGGCUGCAGAUCAAAUUGAGCAGGAUCUUACUCUUCUGGGAGGUACUGCUAUCGAGGAUCGCCUGCAGGACGGUGUCCCCGACACCAUUGCGCUGCUCGGUGAAGCGGGCAUCAAGCUGUGGGUUCUCACUGGCGACAAAGUCGAGACCGCGAUCAACAUUGGAUUCUCGUGCAACCUCCUGAACAACGAUAUGGAGUUGCUUCGACUAAGAGUUGACGAGGACGAGAGUGGAGCGACUACCCAGGACUACUAUCUCGAACAACUUGAACAGGAACUCGAUACGCAUCUCCGAGUCUUUGGCCUCACGGGCAGCGACGAGGACCUCGCUCUAGCGAAGAAAAACCACGAGGCCCCUGGGCCAACACACGCCUUGGUCAUUGACGGCUUUACGCUGCGCUUUGUACUAGACGACGCUCUGAAGCAGAAAUUCUUGUUGCUGUGCAAGCAGUGCAAGUCCGUGCUCUGUUGUCGUGUUAGUCCAGCUCAAAAGGCCGCGGUCUGCGCCAUGGUCAAGACUGGCCUUGAUGUCAUGACUCUAUCCAUUGGUGACGGUGCCAAUGACGUGGCCAUGAUUCAAGAGGCAGACAUUGGCGUGGGCAUUGCUGGUCUGGAGGGCCGCCAAGCUGCCAUGUCCUCUGACUAUGCCAUUGGACAAUUCCGUUUCUUGCAGAGGCUGGUGCUCGUGCAUGGUCGGUGGUCGUACAGGCGAAUCGCCGAGUGCAUCAGCAACUUUUUCUACAAGAACAUCGUGUGGGUUUUCGCCAUCUUCUGGUUCCAGGUGUAUUGCAACUUCGAUAUUACAUACGUCUUCGACUACACCUACAUCCUCAUGUUCAACCUGUUCUUCACCUCGGUCCCUGUCAUUCUGAUGGGUGUCCUCGACCAAGACGUUUCCGACACGGUCUCGCUGGCUGUCCCCCAACUUUACCGACGUGGUAUUGAGCGGCUUGAAUGGACUCAGCCCAAAUUCUGGCUCUACAUGCUCGACGGUGUGUACCAGUCAGCCAUGUGCUUCUUCGUCCCGUACCUGAGUUUCACGGGUGGUGCUUUCGUCACUUUCAACGGUCUGGAUGUGGCCGAUCGGCUCCGGCUUGGCUGCUACAUCAUGCAUCCUGCAGUCAUCGCCAUCAACCUGUAUAUUCUCAUCAACUGCUACCGCUGGGACUGGCUGAUGGUUCUGGUCGUCGUCUUGAGCGAUCUGUUCAUCUUCUUCUGGACGGGCGUCUUCACGACGAAUACCUACUCGGCCUACUUCUACAAGGCGGCUCCGCAGGUCUAUGGCGAGCUCAACUUCUGGCUCGUUCUGUUCGUCACCGUGGUGAUGUGUAUGUUCCCUCGCUAUGCGAUCAAGGCCGUGCAAAAGGUUUACUGGCCGUACGAUGUGGACAUCAUUCGAGAACAGGUCCAGCUGGGCAUUUUCAAGACUGGCAAACCAGCCAAUCCCGAGAUGACGCCCAGCGGCAAAUCGAGUGGCUCCUCCCAGUCCUCGAAGAAGGGCAAGCAUGCCCAGUAUGCGAGCGUGGACGAGGAUAGGCGUCCAAUCUACCCCCCCUCGGUUGCUACGCAUAACACGCGGACGCAGAACGGGAGCGACGGGACAAACUAUACCCACCAUAGGACAUCCUCCGAGAUUCCCGAAGUUCCCGUGCGCCAGUCUAUUGACAGGGCACGGCCAUCAUACGACCGCAUGAGAGCAUCCAUGGAUCGUGUUCGGGCCAGCUACGAGGCCAGCAACGACUUUACCACGGCAGCCCGCCUUUCCAGGAUAGAAUCUUCGCAUUCUGCACAUCGCGAUUCCCGACAUCCACCAAGCAGUAGUAGUCGUUUCGUGCCUGGACGACUGCGCGGCCUUUCCAUCAUCUCAGCAAAGAGCAAGCACAACGGCUGA
Molecule: messenger RNA, 4566 nt
Organism: Thyridium curvatum
Lineage: Eukaryota; Fungi; Ascomycota; Sordariomycetes; Thyridiales; Thyridiaceae
Exons: 3
Coding region: 1-4566 (1521 amino acids)
Biological process (GO): phospholipid translocation
Cellular component (GO): plasma membrane
Molecular function (GO): ATP binding; magnesium ion binding; ATP hydrolysis activity
Source: RefSeq, a predicted model, not a curated record